AUGCGACAGAUGAAGACCGAGCGUAACCCGCUGCAGCGCGCCGAAGGUUCCGCGCGUUGGGAGCAAGGCACGCAUCGAUCGGUCGUCAUGGCCGCGGUGUACGGCCCGACGCAGACGCAGGCGCGCAAGGAGGACGUCGACAAGCUCGCCAUCGAGGUGUGCUGGCGCCCGCCGUUCGGACUCCAAACCCCCGCCGACGUCGACGCCGAGCGCGCGCUCCGCCGCACGCUGGAGCAGAUCGUGCUCACCGCGAAGUACCCGCGCCUCGGCCUGCGCGUCGUCGUCCAGGUCAUCUCCGCGGACGGCGCCGUGGAGGCGUGCGCCAUGAACGCGACGUGUCACGCGCUCAUGGACGCGGGCGUCGAGAUGUUCGGCACGCUCGUCGCCGCGACGGUCGCCAUUCCAAAAAUCAUCGACGGCGACACAGCUGGCGACGCGCUCGGACCGUGCGCGGACCCGACCGAGGACGAGGAACGCGACGCCGCCGCGGUGGGGACGUUCGCG
This is a messenger RNA of Micromonas commoda, 504 nucleotides long. RefSeq lists its product with no specific name. NCBI's taxonomy places the organism in Eukaryota, Viridiplantae, Chlorophyta, Mamiellophyceae, Mamiellales, Mamiellaceae. The annotation marks the transcript as partial. The transcript has 2 exons. Gene Ontology annotation, cellular component: nucleolus; nuclear exosome (RNase complex); cytoplasmic exosome (RNase complex). Gene Ontology annotation, biological process: rRNA catabolic process; poly(A)-dependent snoRNA 3'-end processing; nuclear mRNA surveillance. The record is from RefSeq and is a predicted model, not a curated record.